Messenger RNA from Lolium rigidum, 1159 nucleotides. Its product is annotated as RING-H2 finger protein ATL74-like. The record is from RefSeq and is a predicted model, not a curated record. Gene Ontology annotation, biological process: protein ubiquitination. Bases 184 to 855 code for a protein of 223 amino acids. The transcript has a single exon. Gene Ontology annotation, molecular function: transferase activity. Lineage: Eukaryota; Viridiplantae; Streptophyta; Magnoliopsida; Poales; Poaceae.
GUAGCAGAAACUUACUACUACACUCACACAGUCACACUUGCGGCUGCAUAGUCAACUUGCAUCGAUCUUACCUGCGUGUGCAACAACAACCAAGAGAGACGAACGGAAGGCAUUGACUUGACUUAACCUGCAGAGUGCAGAGAAGUGGAAACCGAUCGGCAGGCGAAGGAAAAAGAAAGAAACAUGCAGGUUCAUGGCGGGAACUUGGCGGUUCAGGGAAUGCAUCAAGGGUACGUGUACUCGAGGAGGGUGCUGCUGCACGGCCACAGGGAGAGCUACGCCGUGGCCCGACAGGAGGCUCCGGCCGGCGACGGGGCCCCCGUCGCUGGCAGCACCUUCGACGCGAACGUGGUGAUGAUCCUGGCCGUGCUCCUGUGCGCGUUGAUCUGCGCGCUGGGGCUCAACUCGAUCGUGCGGUGCGCGCUCCGGUGCUCGAGCACCCGGAUGACGCCGGCGGCGGCCGGCAGCCGGGAGCUCGGGUCUGUGGCGCGGCUGGCGCAGGCCGGGGUGCGGCGGAAGGCGCUGCGGGCGAUGCCGACGCUGGUGUACUCGGCGGGGCAGGCGCUGGGGCCGAGCCCGGCCCCGGCGUGCGCCAUCUGCCUGGCCGACCUGGAGCCCGGGGAGCGCGUCCGGGUGCUGCCCAAAUGCAACCAUGGCUUCCACGUCCGCUGCGUCGACCGCUGGCUCAUGGCCCGCUCCACGUGCCCGACCUGCCGGCAGCCGCUCUUCGGGGAGCCGCAGAAGGCCUCCGGGUGCGCCGAGGCCGUCCACCAGGACGACGGCGGCGCCGCGCCAGUCCGGUCCUUCUUCGUGCCGCUACCGCCGGAAGGCUUGGUCACGCCGUAUGAUUUUUAGGUCUAAGUAAUAGCUGUAGUUACAUCUGGGAUGGAUCAUGAAAUGUGCAUUGUACAUGUGCAGCCUCUUCUCCUUUAUAGAAAACCAAGAUUCAAGUGAUAACUUCUGUGUUGCCGGUUUGUACGUGAGUGAGGGAUGUCCAUGUGAUUUCAGGUUUGCCGUGCGAUGCUAACAACGGAAUACGUUGUAGCUUGUAGUGACACUCAACGGCUCAGAUGAAUAGAUUACUGAAGAUCGCAGAUGAUCCUGAUCUUGGGGAAAGCAGGGUUAGUUCCUGAUCAUCCGGGAAGAGUUCCCUCAAUUA